AUGGAGUGCCCGCACCUAGCUCAGAGCGUCCGACUCGGUGCUAACGACGUUGAAACGACCUGCACGAAGGAUUUGCCGUUCGUCUGCGCAGUAUGCGGUACCGAGAAAAGUACGUGGCUCUGUUUGCAUUGCGGAGCAGUACAUUGUGGAAGGUAUGUCGCCGGACACGCGUUGCAGCAUCACGAGAAGAAUACUCAGCAUUGCGUGUGCAUCGAUUGUGAAAACCUCUCGGUCUUCUGUUACACGUGCGAUGAAUACGUGAUAAACGACACGACGAGCGGGCAGAUAGAAAAGAUACGUCAAAUAAUCUUUCGGAAGGAUGAACACAAGGAGAAUGAUGAGAGUUGGAGUACAACGCCGGCAACGACGCCGUCGUCUAGACGAGAAAGCAGCGAGGAUAACGACGCCGAUGCACUUUGGAAGGCCGAAGUGGUCGUGAGAAAUUUACGGCCAAGAACGGCAAGGAAAAGGUUGCAUUCGUUAGACGGUACUAGCGGGGACAAUAGGCCAGCGACUAAGCGUAGAAGCUCGAAGAUAACCAAAGAGAAAAAGGUCGUCGGCCUGAGGAAUCUCGGGAACACUUGUUUCAUGAACGUCGUACUCCAAUCGUUCAACAACAUCAGCCACUUUUGCGAAUACCUCACGCAAAUGCCGUGCCUCGAGGGCAUAGCUUUCGACCCGUCGGAACCACCAACUCACAGAGGUCGCAUCGUUACACCAGGAAGAGCAAAGGAACUUAUGAGUGAUGCUCUUCUUGCCGAAGAAUUACGAAAAGUUCUUCUUGGUUUGAGCCUCGGUGGUUCCAAUGGUCAAGCCAUCUCCCCGGAGUGUCUCUUCCUCGUCAUAUGGAAAGUCGUGCCACGAUUUAGGGGUUACCAACAACAGGACGCUCAUGAGUUUCUCACCUACAUGCUCGAUAGAUUGCACACAGAAUUGUUACAACUAUUACCUAGGCUUGGACACGAGCCUCUUGGUUUACGUGGAAAGCAGAGCAUCGUUACCGCCGUUUUUGGAGGCACUCUCCUCAGCGUGGUCCACUGCAUGAAUUGCCGCACGGACUCGAAGACGCACGAACCCUUCCAGGAUCUCUCGUUGGAUAUACCGGACAGAUUGCAACGACGUACGAAGGAACAGGAAGAGGUCUGUAGUCUCACCUACAGUCUGACAAGAUUCUUCAAGGUCGAGGAACUGGCCGACAGCGAGUUAUACUUUUGCGAUAAUUGUAUGGGGAAACAACGGUCCACCAAGAGGUUCUGGAUACAUAGGCUGCCUAACGUGUUGUGCCUUCACAUUAAAAGAUUUAGGUGGUGUAAUUCCUAUCGUUCGAAGGUGGACACACAGGUGGACUUUCCGAUGGAAUCUCUCGAUAUGUCGGCGUUCACCGUGCGCGGCGUUACCGGUAUGAAGUUGGGCGCUCAAAACAGUCAUCUUUACGACUUGGCUGCCGUAAUCGUUCAUCAUGGUUCAGGUGCCGGGACAGGACAUUACACCGCUUUUGCCGUGCACGACGGUCAGUGGUUCCACUUCAACGACAGUUCGGUGCGUCCAGCGAGCACCGACGCUGUCGCAAAGUGCAAGCCUUACAUUUUGUUUUACGUACGAAAGGAGUUCUCCAUUCCGCCACCGUUGUGACAUAAUUUAACCGAGAAAUCUCGUAACGGUGACAAGAGUCUCGACGAAGAAACGCGAACGCACGAGCAACGAACGGAUGUGCUCGACGACGAGGAGGCCCGUGAUCGAUGAACACCUGGGCGAUCGAACGUCGACGAAAAUUAACCGAGAAAUCCGAAAUGGAGUAUCAGCUCUAAAAAGGAAAACGGAGACGUCCUUAUUCACCCGAAUCUUACGAAUUUAUUCGAGCUUUAACACGGAAAAAAAAGCAUCUCUCGGUCACGUAUCUCGUCGUCUUGGUCUAUCUCCUUUCGACGAACCAUAAAUUAUUAAAGCAAUGUGAAAACUCGCAAAUAGAAACUCGUCGGUCGUCGUAUUCUCGUCAUUAAGAGUGAUGAAACGCGUACAACGAGUUAGAUGAUUAAAAUUGGAAGUUUCCUCGUCGUGUAGGUUGUCGUCGUGACGUUGUUAUUAGCGCGUGCGAACGGCCACACCCGUACGAGAACUAAUUAGCACGGCGUGCGGACGCAUCGUUUCGACGACGCGAGAGUUCGUACGCGUUAAAGCCAAAAUAUAAGAUAGCCGCUAUUUCCAAGUUAUCGUGCCAGGUUUUACUGUACUCUAUCCUUCUUCUAUAUCUCCAAUCUAUCGUGCAUUUGAGCUCGCCACAGGAAAAACAAGGAGAGAGGGAGAGAAAGAAAGAAAGAAAGAAAAAGUUUCGUUGUUCUCGAAACUAUGUAAAUUCUACGUAAUAUCAUAGUCGCUCAAAUAUAUCGCGUAUAUACGUACACGAACGCAUAGCACGGCGAUCGAUACGCCUGCGCCUGCGGUGGAUGAUGCGCAACCCUCCCCUUCAAAAAAAAAAAAGGAGGAGAGAGAGAGAGAGAGAGG
This is a messenger RNA of Vespa mandarinia (Asian giant hornet), 2502 nucleotides long. RefSeq names its product ubiquitin carboxyl-terminal hydrolase 3. Gene Ontology annotation, molecular function: zinc ion binding; cysteine-type deubiquitinase activity. Gene Ontology annotation, biological process: protein deubiquitination. The record is from RefSeq and is a predicted model, not a curated record. NCBI's taxonomy places the organism in Eukaryota, Metazoa, Arthropoda, Insecta, Hymenoptera, Vespidae.